This is a messenger RNA of Merops nubicus (carmine bee-eater), 549 nucleotides long. Its product is annotated as chromosome unknown open reading frame, human C4orf33. The transcript has 7 exons. The record is from RefSeq and is a predicted model, not a curated record. Lineage: Eukaryota; Metazoa; Chordata; Aves; Coraciiformes; Meropidae.
AUGGAAUUUACAAUGAAACACACAUGGGAUGGUUUACCUGUGAGCCAUGAACUGGUAACAAUUGGGCUGAAGCUGGACCAUGCAGGAUGGCUAGUGGAAGUUAAUGCUCCACUAGCAGUGGAAGUUUAUGUGCGUGAGGAACAGGAAGUUGUAGAAGCAUUUUUCCUGAGUGACAGAACUGAACAGUAUUUAGAAGUUGAACCUCCUCUCCGUUGACAACACUUGGUGCUGCUGUUUUCUGGCAGAAGAAGAGUAUGGAAACUAAAAUUUCCUUUAGAGUUUGAGGUGAAAAUAAUGAAAAGGAAAUGGGAAGGUAAAGCUCAUCUUCUUUGGAAUUAUUUUCCAUCAUGCAUCAACAAGUUCGUUGUAUUUGCAAUUCAUGGCUCAGGAGAAGAGAGAAGAUAGCAACUGCUUCAUCCUGUGCCUCAACAUAAACUAUGGGAAGGCCAGAAACCAGAUUUUCAUCACCUGGAAUUUUUCAAAGAUUUGAACCUGAAAGGACUAAUGGGAGAAGAUUUGAACCAGCCUGAAUCAGAUCUCACUAAUUAA